This is a messenger RNA of Brassica oleracea var. oleracea, 1239 nucleotides long. RefSeq lists its product as uncharacterized. The transcript is spliced from 7 exons. The record is from RefSeq and is a predicted model, not a curated record. The coding region runs from base 168 to 1085 and encodes 305 amino acids. NCBI's taxonomy places the organism in Eukaryota, Viridiplantae, Streptophyta, Magnoliopsida, Brassicales, Brassicaceae.
CUUCAACAACACGGCACAGUAAAGAAAACUCAAAACCCCAGAUUUAUCGGCAAAGAGAUCGCAAAACCCAUGAUCUUUAUAUAUACACGAUCCGUGCUAGAACCUGCUUAAAGUCUCAAGCUUUACGAGAAAGUCUCUGUCUUUUCAUUCAUUCAACAGUGGAGAAGAUGAAUCGAGUUCUUCUGAUAGCUGUAGUAGCAUUAGCUCUCGUAGCUUCGUCGGCGUUAUUACCUGUGGGCGCGAAGAAGCCCUUGUCGUCGGCUCCGAGAAAGGAGGAUGUUCCGUAUAUCAAGUGCCAGGUGUGCGAGAAGCUAGCGUCGAGGUUGCAUCAGCUAGUGAAGGAGAAGCAAGUAGAGAUCUCUCCCAAGAAGAUCUCGGAGUAUGAGAUCAUUGAGAUUGCUGAGAAUGUGUGCAACUUGAAGAAAGAGGAAGCUGAUUGGAUGCUUAAGAUUGAUAUUGUUGAGAAAGGUGAUAAGCUACAGCUGGUUGAACAAGAAGAAGAAGGGAUGUGCAAUUCUGAGUGCAAGACCAUCGAGGCUGCUUGUCAAAAGGUAAUUGGUUACUCAGACACUGACGUUGCCGAGUAUAUAUACAAGUCUAAGCCUGAUCUUGCUUCACUUGUUAACCAUCUAUGCAAAGACCUGACCGAUGCUUGUACCAAGAACCCUCCUCCCGUUCCAAAGGAUCGAGUUCGUGGAGAACCAUUUGUGGCAAAACCAUCAAAAGAUGCUGAAAUGGACAAGAUGAUGAGAUCUAUGCAGGGGAUACCAGGAGCACCUGGCAUGAAGGUAUACUCUAGGGAAGAUUUAGAGAAGUACAAAGCAAACCCGGAAAAGUUCGGUACUGAAGAUGAAGAUGGUGACGACGAUGAUGAAGAUGAGGAAGAGGAUGACAAGUUCCCCAAGAACUUGGGGAAAGUCUUGAAAGAGACAAAAAAGGAAGAAUGGAAGAAGACAGUCACUAAGUUACUUAAGAAGAAAAGUGAAGCUCUGAGGGGACAUGCACAGAAAGUGUCCAACCGGGUCCGGAGAUGGUGGAAAGGAGUUAGUUCAAAGAAAUCUAAAUCCGGAAAGUCUGAGCUGUAGAAACAGAUUGUGAAUUGGUCUGUUCUAAUGCACUUUUCUUCUUUACACUUGCUUUCAUUGUAGCUGUCUAGGUUCUAUCUAUCUUUUCAAGAGAAAGUGCUGUAACACAGGGGAACAAUACAUAUAAUGUGAUGGUUUAGAGAAAAAUCAUGAA